CUUUUUUCUUUUUGUUGAGAUCAUGUCAUGAUUAGAGCUUCAUAAUGUAUCACUAUCAGUGAUUUGCAUCACCAAAAUUAGGGUUCAAAUGAAGCUCAACGGUUAAGUCUUCUUUCUUACUUUUUGCCCAAUUGAUUUUGGGGAAAAAGAAGAUGUCAGUUCUUGCAGAACUGAAAGAGCGGCAUACGGCUGCAACUGAGACCCUCAAUGGUCUCAAAGAUAAACUGAAGCAGAAGCGUCUUCUUCUUCUCGACACCGAUGUUGCGGGUUACGCGCGUUCGCAGGGUAAGACUCCGGUGACUUUUGGCCCCACUGAUCUCGUUUGUUGUCGGACACUGCAGGGGCACACCGGCAAGGUCUAUUCACUGGACUGGACGCCUGAAAAGAAUCGUAUUGUGAGUGCAUCCCAAGAUGGCAGAUUGAUUGUAUGGAAUGCUCUCACAAGCCAAAAGACUCAUGCAAUCAAGCUACCUUGUGCAUGGGUCAUGACUUGUGCCUUCUCUCCUGGUGGGCAAUCUGUUGCCUGUGGCGGCCUAGAUAGUGUUUGCUCCAUUUUUAACCUGAAUUCUCCGAACAACAAAGAUGGGAAUCUGCCAGUAUCAAGAAUGCUCACUGGGCAUAAGGGUUAUGUGUCCUCAUGUCAAUAUGUUCCCGAUGAAGAGACACAUUUGAUUACAGCUUCAGGUGACCAGACGUGUGUUUUAUGGGAUAUAACUACUGGGCUAAGAACGUCUGUGUUUGGAGGUGAGUUUCAAUCAGGGCAUACUGGUGAUGUUCUAAGUGUUUCCAUCAAUGGAUCAAACUCCAGAAUGUUUGUGUCUAGCUCUUGCGAUACAACUGUGCGUCUGUGGGAUACUCGUGUUGCCAGUCGAGCUGUUCGAACUUUUCAUGGUCAUGAAGGAGAUGUUAAUACUGUGAGGUUCUUUCCAGAUGGGAAUAGAUUUGGAACAGGUUCUGAUGAUGGAACUUGUAGACUAUUUGACAUUCGGACCGGGCAUCAGCUACAAGAAUACAGUCGACCUUAUGGUGAAAAUGGGGUUCCUCAUGUUACCUCAAUUGCAUUUUCAAUCUCUGGUCGACUCCUCUUUGCUGGGUACACCAAUGGUGAUUGCUAUGUAUGGGACACUCUAUUGGCAAAGGUGGUCUUGAACUUGGGAUCUCUUCAAAAUUCUCAUGAUGGUCGGAUCAGCUGUUUGGGACUGUCCGGUGAUGGAAGCGCCUUGUGUACAGGUAGUUGGGACACAAGCCUCAAGAUUUGGGCUUUUGGAGGGCAUAGAACAACAGUGACAUGAGUUGUGGAGACUGCGAUUGUUCAAUUCCGAUUUCUCUGGCGAAUGGGCUUUUCCAUGAUCUCUUUUUCAAGAGUAGUCUAGUGUCCCAGUUGUGGAUACGUAGUACUCUAAUAACUGUAUAUAUAUUUUUUGUUGUUGAAAUCUCUGUCGUAGUUAAAAGACAGCUUCCUUAGCUGAAUUAUAUUUAUGAAAGAUUUUGACUCAAUUCCGCUAAAAACUACU
This is a messenger RNA of Sesamum indicum (sesame), 1514 nucleotides long. RefSeq names its product guanine nucleotide-binding protein subunit beta. The record is from RefSeq and is a predicted model, not a curated record. Gene Ontology annotation, biological process: signal transduction. Lineage: Eukaryota; Viridiplantae; Streptophyta; Magnoliopsida; Lamiales; Pedaliaceae. Gene Ontology annotation, molecular function: protein binding.